UGCCCGCUGAUUGGGCGCAUCCUAAGUGGGAGUCGUUGAUGACGACUGCUAUUGUGACCGGCCGUGGCGGGCAGCGCGUGCGCAGUGUGUGGACGGGCCGUCGUCACUCCCCAUCCCGCCCUCUCUGUCCUUAAAGCCGCCAUUAACCGUGUCAGUGAGGUGCGGCGCCGCGGUCAAAGCUGCGAUAGAUCGUUAUACCAAUUUACAUUAUAUAUAUAUAAAAAAACACACUCUUUAAUCAAGGUGUUUUUUUGUUGAUGAAUCUGGAAAAUUAGCUUGUUUUUCGUUUCCCCUGUCGGAUACUCGAAAGCCAAGCCCUCCGUCGUGAAGAGGCGGUUUUGUUGUGUGGGGCGGGAGAAAGGGAUUAAAGGGUUUUUUUCCUUUCUCCGAGAGCAAAAAUGGGCGACAAACUCGACAUGUCCCUGGACGACAUCAUCAAACUCAACCGGCAGAAAAGCCCAGGCGGCCGCGGGGGCCGAGGUGCCCGCGGCGGCGGCGGAGGAGGUGGUGGUGGUGGUGGAGGAGGAGGCGGUAUGGGCCGGGGAGCCGGCCGAGGCGGCCUAGCCGGUCGUGGAGCAGCGGGAGGCCGCGGUGGCGGUGGAGCUGGGGCGGGAGCCCUGGCUGUAGGCCUCAUGCGCAACAGACAGAGUGCAAUCCGAGGAAGAAACAGACCGGCUCCGUACAGCAGGCCGAAACAACUCCCAGACAAGUGGCAGCAUGACCUUUUUGACAGUGGUUUUGGCGCUAGCGGCGGUGUUGAAACUGGUGGAAAACUCUUGGUGUCCAACUUAGACUUUGGUGUGUCUGAUGCAGAUAUUCAGGAACUUUUUGCUGAAUUUGGGACAUUGAAGAAAGCAGCUGUGCAUUAUGAUAGAUCGGGUCGCAGCCUAGGGACGGCAGAUGUACACUUUGAGCGAAAAGCAGAUGCUCUGAAAGCUAUGAAACAGUAUAAUGGAGUACCUUUAGAUGGACGACCAAUGAACAUUCAACUGGUUACCUCACAAAUUGAUGCCCAAAGGAGACCACUUGUUAGUGGAAACAGAGGUUUAAAUCGAUCUCGCGGUGCUUUUGGGAGUGGAAACAGGCGAUCCAGAGGCAGCAACAGGGGUGGGAGAGGUCGUGGGGGAAGGAAUCCAAGGCAGCAGCUUUCAGCAGAAGAACUGGAUGCCCAAUUGGAUGCUUAUAAUGCCAGGAUGGAUACAAGUUAAGUGACCUUGAAAUUGACUCACCAGUGGCUGAAUUUUUUUUCCUUAUGGGAGGGAGACAAACAAUGUAGUCUAGUAACUCCGUGAAAUAGGUUUUUAAAUAUAUGUAACUUUUUAAGUCACAGUCCUGUUUUGUACUGAAUGUUUUCAUUUUGGGAUACGUUUUAUUGGUUGCAUGCCUUCAUGGGAGGAUGGACUUGCCCCGCCAGACCAUGAAAUAAAUGCGCAUUGUUAACUGAAUGUAUCUGGCUUUCUUGUCUCAUUAUGCAACUUGGAGGGCUAUCUAUGAAUUGAAGUUGCUGUAACAACAUAUUUUAAGAUGCAUCUUUGUAUUAUUUGAAUGUUAGACAGUGAUAUACAGGACAUGGCUAAAGAUUUGAUUAGUUGUCCUGUUAACACUAAAUAUGCUAAUGGGCAUUUACCUAUUGGAACUGGUUACUCAAUCUAAAUCUGGAACUAAUUUGUCAAGAAUACUAAUAUUCAAGUGUGAUGGGAACAUGGAUAUUUAAACUUUAGUUCAUUUCAUUGAUUGUUUGAAGAUCCUCAGUUUCUAGCUUGAAUGUUGCAGUCUGGCAAAUCAUAUGAAACUUGUUAGAUUCUGCAAGAACAAAAACUGUUUCAAGUUUAAUUGCAACGUACCCAGAGAGGGUACUCCUGGGGUUUUCAUUAAGUAUGUAGAUGUUUCUGUAUUAAUUUGUCAAUACUCACCUUUUUUAAAUGUCAAAAUCCUUUUUAUUGGGACAUAGAUUUGUUAAAUUAGCUGGUUGCUUUUUGGACUUAACUUUUUUUUCUUGGAAUGCAUGGGCUUUCCUAUUUCAAGCAUUUUCUACCUGAUCUACUUAGUGGUUUUUUUUAAUUGAUCUCUGACAAGUUGAUGCUAUAUUGGAAAAACUUACAGACUUAGUUUAAUUCCUAUCUGUAACCGAAUGCAUCAACAGUUUUCUAAAUGUGAAUUGCAAUCUGUCCACUUGCCCUCAUUUUGGGGAAAGACAGGAAAUCAGUAUUCAGAUGCAAAGUAUCAUUGAUAAACCUUUUUUAGCUGAUGGUUUAUCUUUUUUUUUCAAGCUUUUGAAGGCAAGUUGUAUCAUUGAACAACUUUAUGAAGUGUUUGUACUCAAACUGCUUUUUGAUUUUUAUCUGCACAAUAUAUUAUGGCUUUGUAUUUCCAUCACUUAUUGCUGUGUUAGUGUUAUAUUGUAGUUCUGAAAGAUAUGUACGCUUCAAAUGGUCUGCAGUCACUCAUCCUGUGAAAUGGCUGAAGCUGAAGACUUCCAGCAGUUGACUAACUUCAGUGUCACCCACUUGGCUAGAGAUCAGUUGCAUAUUGUAAAACAAUCAUUAAGUUUAGAACUUCUGCUAAACCGUGAUCAAUUUUGCCAAAAAAAUUUAGGGGCAGUUUGUGACCCAAUAUCCUCCAAGCUCUUGACUACUGGUAGGGAAAUGAGUUUUACACUGUCACUUUUCAUUUUGGGAAUCAUUUUGUCUUGGGAAAGCAGUGCAGGAUUUCUGAAACACCGUAUUCAACGGAUGUAUUUCCAACAUUUUUCUAUUUGGAAACAUUGGACACAAAACGUAUGACAGAUUCACAGAUUACACUGGUAAAUGUGCUAAUUCUGCUACCUGCUAAUGCCAGCUGAAAUAAAUUUCACGUUUUUUAAAGAA
Stegostoma tigrinum is the source of this 2867-nucleotide messenger RNA. It is a transcript of the gene alyref, whose product is annotated as Aly/REF export factor. The record is from RefSeq and is a predicted model, not a curated record. Gene Ontology annotation, cellular component: nucleus. Bases 399 to 1208 code for a protein of 269 amino acids. Gene Ontology annotation, biological process: mRNA export from nucleus. Gene Ontology annotation, molecular function: mRNA binding. The transcript has 6 exons. Lineage: Eukaryota; Metazoa; Chordata; Chondrichthyes; Orectolobiformes; Stegostomatidae.